Tympanuchus pallidicinctus (lesser prairie-chicken) is the source of this 4404-nucleotide messenger RNA. It is a transcript of the gene PPP4R3B, whose product is annotated as protein phosphatase 4 regulatory subunit 3B. The transcript is spliced from 16 exons. NCBI's taxonomy places the organism in Eukaryota, Metazoa, Chordata, Aves, Galliformes, Phasianidae. The coding region runs from base 255 to 2714 and encodes 819 amino acids. Gene Ontology annotation, biological process: protein dephosphorylation; DNA damage response. Gene Ontology annotation, cellular component: protein phosphatase 4 complex; nucleoplasm. Gene Ontology annotation, molecular function: protein phosphatase activator activity. The record is from RefSeq and is a predicted model, not a curated record.
GCGAGAGUCGGGUUACAAGAUGGCGGCGGCGCCGCGGUAGCUGCCGAGGCGGCGGAGCGGCGCCAGGGAGGCCCGAGCCGGGGCGCGGCGUCGCCCUCUCGCCGGCGGGGAGCCAUGAAAAGCGGCGCGUUAAAGGCCCCGCGCUGCCCCUGAGCGGCCGCCGCCCCGCUUCCAAGCCCGCUCUCGGCUCCAUCGCCCCCCGGAGGCGGAGCGGGCCCGGGGCCGGAGCGCGGGCCCGAGGCCGGGGCCGCACCAUGUCGGACACCCGCCGGCGGGUGAAGGUCUACACCCUGAACGAGGAUCGGCAAUGGGACGACAGGGGCACCGGGCACGUCUCCUCCACCUACGUGGAGCGCCUCAAGGGGAUGUCGCUGCUGGUGCGCGCCGAGUCGGACGGUUCACUACUGCUAGAAUCGAAGAUAAAUCCAAACACUGCAUAUCAGAAACAGCAGGACACCUUGAUUGUGUGGUCAGAAGCAGAGAACUAUGACUUAGCACUGAGUUUUCAAGAAAAAGCUGGCUGUGAUGAAAUCUGGGAAAAAAUCUGCCAGGUUCAGGGUAAGGACCCUUCAGUGGAAGUCACACAGGACCUUAUCGAGUCUGAAGAGGAGCACAUAGAAGAAAUGCCCGAAACCAGUCCUUUGAUCGACCUUCCUUCUUGUGAACUCAACAAACUUGAAGAGAUUGCUGACCUUGUUACCUCUGUUCUCUCCUCACCCAUCCGUAGAGAAAAGCUAGCUCUGGCCCUGGAGAACGAAGGCUACAUUAAAAAACUAUUGCAGCUUUUCCAAGUCUGCGAGAAUUUAGAGAACACAGAAGGCUUGCAUCAUUUGUAUGAAAUUAUUAGAGGAAUUUUGUUCCUCAAUAAAGCAACUCUGUUUGAGGUGAUGUUUUCUGAUGAGUGUAUUAUGGAUGUUGUUGGAUGCCUUGAGUAUGACCCUUCUUUGGCUCAGCCAAAACGGCACAGGGAGUUCUUGACCAAAACAGCAAAAUUUAAGGAGGUUAUUCCUAUCACAGACUCUGAACUCAGGCAAAAAAUCCAUCAGACUUACAGGGUACAGUACAUUCAGGACAUCAUCUUGCCGACGCCAUCGGUUUUUGAAGAGAAUUUUCUUUCUACCCUUACUUCCUUUAUUUUCUUCAACAAAGUUGAGAUUGUCAGUAUGUUGCAGGAAGAUGAAAAAUUUCUGUCCGAAGUUUUUGCACAACUAACAGAUGAAGCUACAGAUGAUGACAAACGAUGUGAAUUGGUUAACUUUUUCAAGGAGUUCUGUGCAUUUUCCCAGACAUUACAACCUCAGAACAGAGAUGCGUUUUUCAAAACUUUGGCAAAGUUGGGAAUCCUUCCAGCUCUUGAAAUUGUGAUGGGAAUGGACGAUUUGCAAGUUAGAUCUGCUGCUACAGAUAUAUUUUCUUAUCUGGUAGAAUUUAGUCCAUCCAUGGUCCGAGAAUUUGUAAUGCAAGAGGCCCAGCAGAGUGAUGAUGACAUCCUCCUCAUCAAUGUGGUCAUUGAGCAGAUGAUCUGUGACACUGAUCCUGAGCUCGGCGGGGCUGUUCAGCUGAUGGGGCUCCUGCGCACUUUGAUAGACCCAGAGAACAUGCUGGCCACAGCUAACAAAACAGAAAAAAGUGAAUUCCUCAACUUCUUCUACAACCAUUGUAUGCACGUUCUUACCGCUCCACUUCUGGCGAACACAUCAGAGGAUAAAUGUGAAAAAGAUGCAGUAGUUGGGUCCACUAAGAGUAAUACAAUUUGUCCUGAUAAUUACCAGACAGCACAGCUGCUCGCCUUAAUCCUGGAGCUGCUCACUUUCUGUGUGGAGCACCACACGUAUCACAUCAAGAACUACAUUAUGAACAAGGAUUUGCUAAGAAGGGUGCUGGUUUUGAUGAAUUCAAAACACACUUUUCUGGCCUUGUGUGCUCUUCGCUUCAUGAGGAGGAUAAUUGGCCUGAAAGAUGAAUUUUACAACCGUUACAUCACCAAGGGGAAUCUCUUUGAGCCGGUUAUAAAUGCUCUGCUGGAUAAUGGAACCAGAUACAAUCUGCUCAACUCUGCUGUGAUCGAACUGUUUGAAUUCAUCAGAGUGGAAGAUAUUAAGUCGCUUAUUGCACAUAUAGUUGAAAACUUUUAUAAUGCACUUGAAUCUAUCGAAUACGUUCAGACAUUCAAGGGGUUGAAGACAAAAUAUGAGCAAGAGAAAGACCGGCAAAACCAGAAACUGAACAGUGUUCCAUCUAUAUUGCGUAGCAAUAGAUUUCGCAGAGAUGCAAGAGCCUUAGAGGAGGAUGAAGAAAUGUGGUUCAAUGAAGAUGAAGAGGAGGAAGGUGAAGCUGUUGUACCUCCAGUUGAGAAGUCUAAACCAGAGGAUGAUUUUCCAGACAGCUACGAAAAGUUUAUGGAAACUAAAAAAGCUAAGGAAAGUGAAGAUAAAGAGAAUCUUCCCAAAAGGACUUCAGCUGGGGGAUUCAAGUUCACUUUUUCCCACUCAGCCAGCGCAGCCAAUGGUGCAAACGGUGCAAACAGCAAAUCUGUGGCAGCUCAGACAUCACCAGCAAGCUCCAAUGGCUCCUCUUCCAAGAACGCCACUCUGACCACAGCAGUGACAGCCACAAAGGGAAGUCUAGUUGGCCUGGUGGAUUAUCCUGACGAUGAAGAUGAUGACGAAGAGGAAGAGACGUCUCCAAGGAAAAGAUCUCGUCUGGGUUCAUAAAGGAAACCAAAACUUUGGAAUAAAAACUUUUUAUUACGGGGUUUCAAAUGCUGCAACUGUUUUAAGAGCUAAAAAGAAUCUGAUUGAGAAAGCUUUCUCCCACGAGUACAUGAGAUAACGCAAGGAGUAGCAAAAGAAACUCGGUCUGUGAGCUAGAAAGGGUUAGUUCUGUAAACACAAGGCUUCCAAGGAACUGAAUGUCUUUCUAGUAAGUAAGGAGUCUGCCUUUCAGGCUGUCAAGAAAAAAAAAGAAAAGAAAAAAAAAGAAAAAGUGGGUUGGUAUUCACAGAACCUGGAUGAUGGCUUCUCAGCAAGGAAAGUCUCAGGUGUUGGGAGGGCGUGGGGGGGAAGGGAACGAUUUCUAAAAAAAAAAAACUAUUGCAGGGUUUCCCCAGUGUUUAACAGAACUAGGAAAAGCAAAUCAAGCUUAAAUUUUGAACCCGGUAAUCUUAAUUUUGUAAUGGUGCUGUCACAUUGUGUUCUUUUAGCAAUGCCUCUUUAAGAAAAAAACUGAAAAAAUUAAAAAAAAAUAAUAAUAAUAAUAAGGGAAAACUAACUGUAUUUGCAUAAGAACAAUCUAGAUUUCUGGGACCAUUUAUUACAAAUGAAACUUCUCGCGGUCGGAGGGAGGGACACUGCAUUUUUAGUGCAUGCUGAGUUGGUUUGGUUUUGGUUUUUUUAAACGAUUGAAAAUCAGUUUUAAUUUCUAUUUUCCAAGAGGAUAAAACGGAAGCUGGAUGCAGAAUAGAUGGUUCUGCUUGGUUGGUUGUUGUUUUUCUCUUUGUUCCCCCCAGCCCCCCAUUAGGUAUCCCGUAAUAACUAAGCCAAGGACUGACUGCUUCCCGAACAUCUGCAGGGACUGCUGUGCUCACAGCACGCGCACAGCUGCGGGCUUCACGCUGUGGGAGACGCGGGAUCGGAAUCAUUUUGUGCUUGGUUGAAACGAGCUGCAGCUUCUCAGAGCAGAUCUCCCUGUUUGCAACUUGAAAUUGCGUAGCUGAGGUGGUAUUAAGAAACACUAACGGGUUUUUCUUAGCGACGGGUUUAGUGGCGUUUAACAGCAAAGUCUGUGUGGACCAAGGUGGAAUUCUAGGAGCAGAAGUUCUUUGGGGCGGAAUCAGCAGGCAGCACCUCGGUCUGGGUGCGAGACGAAAGCUGCUUUUCGAAGAUAGAAAAUAAAAGUACAUUCCACGUAGGUAAAUGAAGCGCAGCCAAGCUAGGUGAGCUGAGAGAGGCCAGGUCCAGGGUUUUAUUUCAAGAACAGGAAGCGAACUGUAAAUAUUUUAAUGUUAGUUUGCCCAUAUGUGUUCUGAGAUCGCGAAGAAGGGAGAGGAAACUUCCCAGCACGUGAUGUCAGAAGUGUUAAAAAAAAGAAUGAGCUACGAAACCAGCUGCAGUCCACCACGUAGAUCACUCUUGUAAUGUGUUAUGGGUCCAUUUCUCCUGGAAUAGUCUGAACUGAAGCAGUUUCUCUGUUUUGGAGAUUUUGUAGUUAAUUUUAAUUUUAGCUAUCGUUUGGAAAAAGAUGGGCUGUCUGUGUAGAUAUGAAGUAUAGUUUUUCCAUAAAACAGAAGUUUAUUUUGUAUUAAAAAUACCACUGUACUUGUUUUACACCAUUUGUAUACACGUGGUGAUAUUAAUGCUGAACUGUACAAUUCAGGAAUUAAAAUGUGACCCUGUAAUUCCAUAA